This is a messenger RNA of Apis florea (little honeybee), 498 nucleotides long. RefSeq lists its product as uncharacterized. The record is from RefSeq and is a predicted model, not a curated record. Gene Ontology annotation, molecular function: odorant binding. Lineage: Eukaryota; Metazoa; Arthropoda; Insecta; Hymenoptera; Apidae.
UAUAUAAAAGAUAUACUUCGAAUCUUUUUCAUUUAAAAUCGAUAUAUUUUUAAGAAAAAUGAAAACGAUCGUGAUUAUUUUUGCUAUUUGUGUUUGCGUCGGUGCAUUGACACUCGAAGAAUUAAAAAUUGGGCUACGUGCUACGUUGCCAAUUUGCAAGAUCGAAACUGGCAUUGAUGAACAGAAAGAAAAUAAUAUUCGCGACGGCAUCGUUGAUGUAGAAGAUGAGCAAGUUCAACUCUAUUCUGAAUGUUUAAUAAAAAAAUUCAACGCUUAUGACGAUGAUGGAAAAUUAAACGAAGUUGUGGUCAGAGAAAUAGCACGAUUAUAUUUUGACGAAGAUGAUGUUAACAAAAUAAUCACCGAUUGUUCAUCUAUCUCUGAUACCAACAUGCAUCUAAAAUCUAGUAAGCUAAUAGCGUGUUUUGGGAAAUAUACAACAUUGAAUAAAAUACUAAAUAAUUAAAUGUUCAACUAUCAAAAGGAAAAAGAUUUAGU